AUGAAUGAGUCUACCAACGACCUCUGGGUGACGACAUGGAACUACAACGAGGUCCAAUACUCAAGUUUGAUAGCACGAAACAUCGACAUCUCCGUUGACGGCUCCUACGCCUGGACCAUCGGCAUUCCAUCUUCCCAGCUCUCCAAGUCAGCCAAGUACGUCCUACGCUUUAAGAAGCCAGGCACCGUCUACAAGGCCGCCACCGUCGAGCUCUCCUCUCCAGCCUUCCUCAUCCUCGCCGGGGAGGCCGCCGCACCGUCUUCCGCCCACAGCAGCAGCAGCAGCAACCUCAUCUGUCUCAUCAACAUCACCUUCCCCAUCAUCAUCCCCAUCAUCAUCCCCAUCAUCAUCCCCAUCCACAUCCCCGUCACCUUCACCUUCACCUUCACCUUCAUCGUCCCCAUCCCCAUCACCAUCCUCAUCACCAUCCCCGUCACUAUCAACAACUCCUGCAUCAGCGUCAACAGCAACGUCUUCAUUCCCCACCAGCACCACCGCCUUCCAUCGUCGUUGCGCUAG
Molecule: messenger RNA, 519 nt
Organism: Lasiodiplodia theobromae
Lineage: Eukaryota; Fungi; Ascomycota; Dothideomycetes; Botryosphaeriales; Botryosphaeriaceae
Exons: 4
Coding region: 1-519 (172 amino acids)
Source: RefSeq, a predicted model, not a curated record